Pararge aegeria (speckled wood butterfly) is the source of this 1360-nucleotide messenger RNA. RefSeq lists its product as uncharacterized. The record is from RefSeq and is a predicted model, not a curated record. The transcript has 2 exons. The coding region runs from base 513 to 860 and encodes 115 amino acids. Lineage: Eukaryota; Metazoa; Arthropoda; Insecta; Lepidoptera; Nymphalidae.
ACAUACGCGCUUGCCCGGGCCUAGCGAUCGACACGCGGCUCUGUAAGAGGACGAUGACUCGCCGCACGCGCUCCUCUCGCGUUACGUAAGGACUCCACGCAACGAACAUAUCUGGACAAUUAUAUCAUAGAUCAUAGUCAGCAAGAAGCGCCCGCGAGCGCAAGGCCUGGACCGGAAGCGCGCAGGUGACGAGAGGCAGCGGUGCGCGAGUUAGCAGGCUUGCCGCAGUGAGCGCUAUGCGCCCGCCGCGCCGUGCGCUGUGAGGCAGCAUGCGAGGCAGCGCCGGAGCGCGGCAGGCCGGGCAGCGCGCGUAGCGGCAGCGCCACCGCACCCUCGAGCGUGGCAUGGCGCGCGAGUAAGCGGCGGCGGCCGCGAGCGCCACCAGCGGCCGGGGGCGCCGCGGGCCAGCCGGCCUCACUGCCGAGCAACGUUGCACCACCGAACCUGCUGCUGAGACCGAUGCCACAUUGACGUUGAGCAGCCACCAUUGCUCGUAUAGAGUUGGUCGAGAAAUGGGGGCUGACGCCUGUCCUCAGGCCGAGGCAGGAAUGCCCCCGGGCCCCGGAGCAAGGCGAAGACCAAAGGUAUGUACCCGCGUUAGGUGUAGCUGCUCGGUCGGAAGGGCUGCGGUCAGGAUGUGUCGGUUGCGUCACAGGAGUCGUGUUUCGCAGUUGCGGCACAUGCCGUGCGAGGCGCGAGCACGGCUGCACGCGCUCCAUUUAUUGGUCGGAGGCAUAUGUUUACCAGCUUUGUUAUGGAAUACUUCGACAUGUGUUGUGUUUCGGUAUUAUUCAGCGGCGCGCGGCGAGGGGCGCAUCAGCCCAGCGAGCCGCACUGCUCCCCGACAGCACCGGUAUUGAGGACGCUUUCAUCGCUAUUCUCAUUUACCUUGCUUUUGUCUGUUUCUCUCUAGUGAAUCUCGAGAGAACCAAGUUUUCAAGAUUUUGUUAGAAUCGUCUGUAGAUUUGGUAUUAAACUGCUAAGCUGCAGUAUAAUUCUAAUACCAGAUGAUAUCUGAUAUUACUGAAUGAAUGAGCUAGUUAGGUGUAUCAUCACAUACAUAAUUUUUUUUAUCUGCAAUUUUCUGACUGAUCUGCAAUGAAUGUUUCCAAGAUAUGAUUUGAAGAGUUAUAAAUUACUAUAUAAAUAUUUCUUCCACGCCAUCUCAAUCCGUUCACAGAAGAUUAUGUAGGUGUGGUUUGUUAAAGUUAACGUUUAUACAGUAGGUUCGCGGCUUACAAUUGUUUACCGUUUGUUUUGCGAAACUAGCCCUAUUUUUUAUGUAAAUAUGAUUUUUUCUCAUUAGAAUUAAUAUUCUCUGUAUAUAAUAUUUAGUUGCACCAAUUCUUUACUGAUUAUU